Molecule: messenger RNA, 404 nt
Organism: Staurois parvus
Lineage: Eukaryota; Metazoa; Chordata; Amphibia; Anura; Ranidae
Source: the annotation of a GenBank genome assembly
AGAGCCGAAGAUGUCGGCUUGGUCAUAUGAUCAGCUGUGUCCAAUCACAGCCAAUCACAUCCACAGCAGUGCCCACUGUCAGUGUCCAUCAGUGCCAGAUCUCAGUGCUCAUUCAUGCCACCUGCCAGUGCCCAUCAGUGCCACAUUUUUCAGUGCCCAUCAAUGCCACAUAUCAGUGCCCAUCUGGGCUGCCUUUCAGUGUCACCCAUCAGUGCCAGUGAGUGCCACCUAUCAGUGCUGCCAAUCCGUGCCACCUAUCAGUGCCAGUCAGUGCCGCCUAUCAGUGUGCAUCAGUGCCGCCUAUCAGUGCCCAUCAGUGCUGCCUAUCAGUGCCACCUAACAGUUCCAGUCAGUGCCACCUAUCAGUGCCAGUCAGUGCCACCUAUCAGUGCUGCCUAUCAGUG